AGCGUGGGCCCGAAGCCCCGCCUCCCCGCCGAGACCGCCCGCCCCUCGCUCGGCACUGCGCCGCGGCGUGCCCCAGAAGCCACGCGGCAGGUGGCCCUCGCCGCUUUCGAGAUGGAGCCCGCCCCCGCCGGAGAGACCCUGCUGGGCGUGGCCGAGGAGGCCCCCCCCGACGGGGUCCGCUACGGCACGACUCCGCGGCAGUCGCGCCGGGCCUGCAUGCGCGUGCUGCUGCGGAAGCACCUGGUGCUGGGUUGGAGGCGCAGGCGCUUCCUCAGCGUGAUCGGGAAGGUGGCCCCCAUCGUCUUUGUGCCGCUGAUCAUCUGGUCACAGCAGGGGCCCGACUCCCAGGGGACCACCCGCCCGCUCAUAGUGCAGAGCCUGUUGCCGCUGUUCGGGGUGAUCCUGCUGCUCCUGGUGUUCACGCAGUUCGUCAUCGAGGUCGUCACGGACAAGGAGCUCAAGAUGCGGUACGUGCAGCAGAUUGCGGGGGUUUCGACCUUCGCAUACUGGCUCUCGUACUUCCUUUACUACGUCUGCCUGACGCUCCUCUGCGCGGCGCUGUACCUGUUCUGCGUGAUGGAGGCGGCGCCCUUCUACAAGUACUCGAGCGGCCUUCUCAUGCUGCUGACGCUGAUGGCCGCCUUUCUGCAGACGUUCUUCCUCGCCAUGCUGGUCAGCACCGUGUUCUCUCGGGCCCGCAUGGCGGCCGUGGUCUGCGGCGUGCUGGGCUCCCUGGUCGUGGUGUUCUCCCAGGCACUGCUGCCCCAGAUGAGGACCACAAGCACCACCACCUACUUCAUCGUCAACCUGAUCCCGUUUGUCGCUCCCCUGAACCUGCUGAAGGCCAUCGGCUUGCUGGAGGCCAAGUGCCCUGGCUUCAACGCCUGUCCUGGUGGGCAGCACCCGCCAGGGUUCACCUGGAGCAGCUGGAGCACGCCGAUCUCAGGAGUCGACUCCCAGAACCAGGAGCAGCUGCAGCCCCCCGCCGGCGAGCAGCUCGAGCUCAUGCUCCUGGCCUGCGCCGUCUACGGGCUCUUCGCAGCCUGGUUCGACCAGGUGUACCAGGGCGAGUUCGGGGCCGCGCUGCCGUGGAACUUCUGCUUCAGGCCGGCGUACGUGUGCCCCAGGCGCGGGCCUGUGGCGGAGCAGUCGGAGGAUUCGCCCGCGCUGAAACUGGACAGGUUGGUCAAGGUCUUCGGGGAGCAUCGGGCGGUGGACGAGAUGAGCUUGGAGGUGCGGCGCGGAGAGAUCUUCGCGCUUCUGGGCCACAACGGGGCCGGAAAGACGACCGCGAUCAACUGCAUCACGGGCAUGCUGCCCAUCACGUCGGGGGAGGCGCGCGUGUGCGGCGCCGACGUCGCCACGGAGCUGCAGGAGGCGCGGAGGCACCUCAGCGUCUGCCCGCAGGACAACCCGCUGUACCUGGAGUACUCCGUGGACGAGCACCUCGCCUUCUUCGCGGCCCUGCGCGGCGUGCCGGCCGCGCGGGCCACGCGGGAGAUCGACGACGCGCUGGGCGCGCUGGGGCUCACAGAGAAGCGGUCGGCCCGGGUGCAGACGCUGAGCGGCGGGCAGAAGCGGCGGCUGUGGGUCGCCACGAGCAUUCUCGGGAUGACCCCGCUGGUGUUCCUGGACGAGCCCACCUCUGGCAUGGACCCCGCGAACCGACGGAAGUUGUGGGACCUCCUCGUGCAGAUGAAAAACCGCGGCAGGACCAUCCUCUUCACCACGCACUAUCUGGAUGAAGCCGACGUGCUGGCACAGCGGAAAGCCGUGCUGGACCAGGGCAAGGUCCGCGUCGUGGGGACGUCCCUGGACCUCAAGCACCAGUUUGGCGUGGGCUACCACCUGCGGGUCGUCGGCCAGGCCCCCGGCGACGGCGGCCGCCCGCUCCAGGAAGCGGCCCUGGAGGCCCUGGUGCGGCAGCACGUCUCGAGCGCCUCGCAGGAGGCUGCGCCGCCCCGGCCUGGGGCUGCCCCCGCGCACGGCCAGGGUUGCUUCGUGCUGCCGUACAGCGCGUCCGAGAGCUUUGGCCAGCUGUUCCAGGAUUCCAGGGAGGAAGCAGUGCCCACUGCAGUGGGGGAGAGAUUGGGUGCUUGGGGAAACGGGUCCCGAGGUUUUCUGCCGUUUUCGGGCUCUCGGGGGGACCCCCACGGGCCCCGGGGCCCCGCAGCGCAGCGCAGCCUGCAGGUCACCAUCACGCACCCGCAGACGGGCGCCCCGCUGGAGGUGAUGCUUCCCCUCGGCGUCCAGGCGGGAGGCACGUGCACUGUCACGCUGCCCGGAGUGGCGGAGGCGCUGUCGCUGGCGAGCCCGGGCGCGCGCCGCCCAGUGACGUGGCAGGAGAGCACCCUCGCCGUGGUGUCGCUGCGGUGGAGGCAGGUGUGGCAGAAGAAGCGGUCGCUGUGCGCGACGUUCCUGGUGCCCCUGGCGCUGAUGGUGCUCAACGCCCGCUCCACCUCCAACAUGCUUCAGCAGCUGGCCAGCGGGGACGGCCCGGAGGGCGACGUUAGCACCAAGCAGACCGCCCAGGGGCUCGCGGGCGCGAGCCUCGGCAUGACGAUGACGGUGUCGCUAGCGAUCGCGCUGCCCUACUUCGCGACCGCUCUGGUCGUGGACAGGGUCCACCGCUGCACCUACGCGGCGACGUCGCAGGGCCUGCCGUGGUCUGCCUACUGGGUGGGCACGCUGCUGAGCAACUAUCUCCACUUCCUGGCGCUAUCCCUCGUGGUCCCGCUCGGCCUGCUGGUCUUCGGAGCGCCGUUCUACGGGGAACCGGCUCAGCUGGCGAAGACGCUUCCUGCGGUGCUGUGGGCUCCAGUGCCGAUGCUGCUCUUCGCGUACGCUGCCUCGCGGCUUUUCCAGUCGGCUGAGGCCUGCUCCAAGUUCAUGCCCGGCAUCAGCCUGCUUGCAUCCGUGCUGCCCUUCCUCGCCGUGUACAUCAUGACUCUGAUCAGCGUGUUCGUGCAGAUGGGCGCCCUGGCCUGCCAGAUGGCCGACCCCGCGCAGCGGCGCCAGUGCGAGCAGGAGAAGGGGCUCGAGUUUGGCCAGACCAUGCACAUGUGGGCCAACAGCCUCCACACCACCAUGUCCUUCGUCGACCCUUUCUACUGCCUGCCCGGCACCUUUGCGGCUAUCGGGCUGACCAUCAUACCCGCGGAGCCCGUGCCAGGCGUUCCGAUCCGCAUCGACGUGCAGUUCCCGGCCAUCGCGGGCAGCACCGCGCUCCUGCCCGUGGUGGGCUCUCUGGCGCUCUCGGCCGCCCUGGGCCUCACGCUCACCUGGGACGCCGGCCGCCUCUCCCAGGGCGCCGCGGCCCUGCAGCGGCGCCUCUGGCCAGGGCGCUCGGGCGAGGUGCCCGGCGCCGCCGUGGAGCAGCAGCUGACCGAGAGCCAGCCCGGGGCGGCGCCCCGCGCGGGCUGGCGGCACAGCGCGCCCCCGCUCGAUGAGGAGUCCGGGGUGGCGGAGGAGGAGCGGCGCGUGGCGGGCACCAGCGCCGCGGAGCACGCGGUGGCCUACCGGGGCCUGGUGCACACGUACAACGAGGGCUCCCGGCUGGAGGUGCGGGCGGUGCGCGGCAUCUCCCUCGCGGUGGCGAGGGGCGAGUGCUUCACGCUGCUCGGCCCCAACGGCGCAGGGAAGACGACCACCCUGGACGUCCUGACCGGGGCCAUCCGGCCCCCCACGGCGGGGGAGGUGAGCAUCGACGGCCACAGCGUCACCGGGGGCGUGGCGAGCCGGCAGCGGGCACUCCAGAACCUGGGGAACUGCCCGCAGGUGGACCCCCUCUGGCCCUCGCUCACGGGCCGGCAGCACCUGCUCUUCUACGGGCGGGUGAAAGGCCUGCCCGCACACCUCCAGGCCGAGCAAGCGGACGCACUCCUGCGUGCGCUCGGCUUCUCGGCCUUCGACGCGAACAAGCCCACGCAGGGCUACAGCGGCGGCAUGCGGCGGAAGCUCUCGCUGGCCAUCGCCCUCGUCGGCUCGCCGCCGACGCUGCUGCUCGACGAGCCCUCCGCCGCGGUCGACGCGGCCGCGAAGCGGCACCUGUGGAAGGUGGUGAAGCAGCGCGAGCGGACCCAGACCGUGAUCCUGACCACCCACUCCAUGGAGGAGGCCGAGGCGCUGAGCGACCGCCUGGCCAUCCAGGUCCGCGGCAGGCUGCGCUGCGUCGGCACGCCGGACCACAUCAAGGACACCUACGGGGCGGGAUACCAGCUGGAGCUCCUGGUCGGCGGCGACCCCCCGGCGGGCGGCGCCCCCGGGGACGCUGUGGAGCGCUUCGUGGCCGGGCUGUGCCCCGCGGCGAGGCUGCUCGAGCGGCACGAGGGCAGGUACUUGUUUCAGCUCCCCGUGCUGAAGGCGGUCGGGGCGCGUCCCGGAGAGCUCAGCGUCGCCCGGCUCUUCCUUCACAUGCAGGAGGCUCGCGGAGCCAUCGCGCUCCAGGACUACUCCAUCUCCAGGCCCAGCCUGGAGCAGGUGUUUCUGCGGUUCAGCAGGGAGCAGGAGGGGGAGGCCCAGGGCGAGGCCGAGGUGUAG
This is a messenger RNA of Prorocentrum cordatum, 4539 nucleotides long. The record is from the annotation of a GenBank genome assembly. NCBI's taxonomy places the organism in Eukaryota, Dinophyceae, Prorocentrales, Prorocentraceae.